AUGCCUGAGGGUAGAGUGAUAUAUGUGAUCCGCCGGGAGCCACCAAAGAAGAGAAUCUCUUCUUAUUUUGACGUUACAUAUCAUAAACAGAUCGAAAGGAUGCAAAAAUGCAAAGAUAAAUUUUUUUCAAUCAAGCACAUUAUAAAUAUACUUCCGAGUAAAGGGAAAAUGGUAGAUACACUUCGUUUUGCGCAAGCCCUUGCUAAAGAUAUAGAUGUCCCUGUUGAUAGAGAAGCAAGAAGAUCUAAAGAUUGUCUAAUAUGCUGGUUUUGCGAGAAUUGGUCAAGUAUUCAAGAUAUAUUUUCUUCAGUGUAUACUUCAUUAUUUGCCAACUCAAUUUGUAAUGGCUUUAUCCUUCCACCUCUAACAUUAAUAGAUUCAAAGUAG
Molecule: messenger RNA, 387 nt
Organism: Trichomonas vaginalis G3
Lineage: Eukaryota; Parabasalia; Trichomonadida; Trichomonadidae
Exons: 1
Coding region: 1-387 (128 amino acids)
Source: RefSeq, a predicted model, not a curated record